ACAAACAGCUGAUUCAAACAGCCUGGAUUGAGAAAAUCAGUUAAAUAGGCAUGGUUUUAAAAAUAUAUAAUGAGCUGUUCCUAAAAUCAUACUAUUUAACACAAAACGCCACUUGACUGAGAGCCUGUGGAUCUGUGUACUACCACACCGCCCAAACCUUUAUCAUUUUUCCUGUGCGUCAAUGUGCGCGUCCACCAACCGAAUUUCGCGUUCCCGUGCAUGCGCACUAACAAAUCCCAUGGAUCUGCUUUAAAUCACUCAGAAGACAACGCAGGCUGAACACGGCGCUGCACAUCUACGCAUCCUUCAAUUUCUUAAAUUAGCCACCUUAAGCUUCGAGAUACCGCCCCCAAUUUCAGUGUCGGUACGGAGCCGCCAGGCCGGGACAGAGACGGAGAGAGAGCCCUCGGCCAUGGAAGCGCUCGGACCCGGCCCGCCUGCCCCUACCUCCCUCUUCCAGCCACCACGCCGACCCGGCUUGGGUACGGUGGGGAAGCCGAUUCGCCUGCUGGCCAAUCACUUCCAGGUGCAGAUCCCCAAGAUCGACGUCUACCAUUAUGACAUCGACAUCAAGCCUGAAAAGCGACCUCGCAGAGUUAACAGAGAGGUGGUGGACACAAUGGUGAGACAUUUUAAGAUGCAGAUCUUUGGGGACAGGCAACCUGGUUAUGAUGGCAAGAGGAACAUGUACACGGCUCACCCGCUGCCCAUCGGCAGAGACCGGGUGGAUCUGGAGGUGACGUUGCCUGGUGAGGGGAAGGAUCAGACCUUUAAGGUGUCUCUGCAGUGGGUAUCAGUAGUGAGUCUGCAGAUGCUACUGGAAGCUCUGUCUGGUCACCUAAAUGAGGUUCCUGAGGAUUCUGUACAGGCUCUGGAUGUCAUCACUCGCCACCUGCCCUCCAUGCGGUAUACUCCAGUAGGUCGUUCCUUUUUCUCUCCACCAGAGGGUUACUAUCACCCGCUUGGAGGUGGGCGGGAGGUCUGGUUUGGGUUCCAUCAGUCUGUCCGUCCAGCUAUGUGGAACAUGAUGCUCAACAUAGAUGUGUCAGCCACAGCCUUCUACCGAGCCCAGCCCGUCAUUGAGUUCAUGUGUGAGGUUUUGGACAUCCAGAACAUCAACGAGCAGACCAAGCCCCUCACAGAUUCACAACGCGUCAAGUUCACCAAGGAGAUCAGAGGUGCGGGGUGGGGACUGAAAGUUGAGGUCACACAUUGUGGUCAGAUGAAGAGGAAAUACCGUGUGUGCAAUGUCACACGCCGCCCAGCCAGCCAUCAGACAUUUCCUUUGCAGCUAGAGAACGGACAAGCAAUGGAGUGCACGGUUGCCCAGUAUUUCAAGCAAAAGUACAGCCUGCAGCUCAAAUACCCCCAUCUGCCCUGCCUUCAGGUGGGGCAGGAACAGAAGCACACCUACUUACCCCUUGAGGUUUGUAAUAUAGUGGCAGGACAGCGCUGUAUAAAGAAACUAACAGAUAAUCAGACCUCCACCAUGAUCAAAGCUACAGCCCGCUCUGCCCCAGACCGACAGGAAGAGAUCAGCAGACUGGUCAAAAGCAACAGCAUGGUGGGCGGGCCCGACCCUUACCUGAAAGAGUUCGGCAUCGUGGUGCACAAUGACAUGACAGAGGUGACUGGGCGGGUCCUCCCAGCGCCCAUGCUUCAGUAUGGGGGCCGAAUGAGUACAGACACUGGGAGGGACUGUAGCAGGGAACUCUCUCCCCAGAACAAGACGGUGGCCACGCCCAACCAGGGUGUGUGGGACAUGAGGGGAAAGCAGUUUUAUGCGGGUAUAGAGAUCAAGGUGUGGGCCGUGGCCUGCUUCGCCCCUCAGAAACAAUGCCGGGAGGAUCUGCUCAAGAGUUUCACAGACCAGCUGCGCAAGAUCUCCAAAGAUGCAGGGAUGCCCAUCCAAGGCCAACCCUGUUUCUGCAAGUAUGCCCAGGGAGCAGACAGCGUUGAGCCGAUGUUUAAGCACCUCAAGAUGUCUUACGUGGGACUACAGCUCAUUGUGGUCAUUCUCCCUGGAAAAACACCUGUCUAUGCGGAGGUGAAGCGUGUGGGAGAUACUCUGCUGGGAAUGGCCACUCAGUGCGUGCAGGUGAAGAACGUGGUGAAGACGUCCCCUCAGACACUGUCUAAUCUCUGCCUCAAGAUCAACGCCAAACUUGGAGGCAUCAACAACGUGCUGGUGCCACAUCAGAGGCCCUCUGUGUUCCAGCAGCCAGUCAUCUUCUUGGGGGCGGAUGUCACUCACCCUCCUGCGGGCGAUGGGAAGAAACCGUCCAUUGCUGCUGUGGUGGGAAGCAUGGAUGGGCACCCCAGCCGCUACUGUGCCACUGUUCGGGUGCAGACCUCACGCCAGGAUCUGUCCCAGGAACAGCUCUUCAGCCAGGAGGUCAUCCAGGACCUCACCAACAUGGUGCGAGAGCUGCUCAUUCAGUUCUACAAGUCGACACGCUUCAAACCCACACGCAUCAUCUACUACCGUGGAGGAGUGUCUGAAGGACAGAUGAAGCAGGUUGCAUGGCCAGAGCUGAUUGCCAUUAGGAAAGCAUGCAUCAGUCUAGAGGAGGACUACAGACCGGGAAUCACCUACAUCGUAGUGCAGAAACGUCACCACACCCGACUCUUUUGCUCUGACAAAGCCGAGAGGGUCGGUAAGAGUGGCAAUGUCCCAGCUGGCACUACGGUGGACAGCACGAUCACACACCCAUCAGAGUUUGACUUCUACCUGUGCAGCCACGCUGGGAUCCAGGGCACUAGUCGUCCCUCGCACUAUCACGUCUUGUGGGAUGACAACUGUUUCACUGCGGAUGAACUGCAGCUGUUGACCUACCAGCUGUGCCAUACCUAUGUGCGCUGCACCCGCUCUGUCUCCAUCCCUGCGCCAGCCUACUAUGCCCGGCUCGUGGCAUUCCGUGCCCGCUACCACUUAGUGGACAAAGACCAUGACAGUGCUGAGGGCAGUCACGUAUCAGGACAGAGUAACGGUCGGGACCCUCAGGCUCUGGCUAAGGCGGUCCAGAUUCACUAUGACACCCAGCACACCAUGUACUUUGCCUGAUGUCCACCAGCAGGAGACGCAAUUCUACACUCCCUUUUCAAUCUGUCUCUCGCUCUUUCUCUUCCUUUAUAUCUCUCUCGCGUCUUCAUCUGCAGCAAAGCAGUUCUAAAGCCAGGGGCCCAUCUGUCAGUCCAGCUGAAAUUGUGGUUGGCCCCGAAGAACCAACUUCUACCAGCAGUCCUGCACUGAGAGGCCUCCGACCUCCAAUGCACAGAAAAAAUAUCCAAUUGAGCCAUUUUUAACUUUUUAUUUGUUUGAUUUUGAAUGUCUUUUUAAUUUGUAAUAUACACUGAGUGUGAGCAAACCUGCGCCAUUGGUCAGGGCAGCUCUGGCUCUCUCAGCUAAGCUGGACUCUGUCUACUUUUACCUCAAGCCGCCAUUGGCUCAAUCUUGUCAUGUCUUUUAAGGGAGGGGUGGGUCUUGCAUGUAAAGGGGUGGGGGGGUGUUGGAUGGAUUGACUUUCAUGGAUUCGUUUUUUCUCCUUUUUAUGAACGUAUUAGGACUCUCUCCUCUCAGUCUUUUACAAACGAGGUGACUUGGGCAUACAUGCCUAUUACCUGCUCCCAUUUUGUGUGUGUGUGUGUAGUGCUUGUUGGGUGAAUGGAGGAUUGUAUGUGUAUGCAUGUCAUGUCUCAUGGCAGGCCACUGAAUUGCGAAGGGAAAUCUAGGAGCAAACUGCUGUAAAUGCCUUUUUUUUUUUUUUUUUUUUUUUUUUUUUUUAUAUAUAUAUAUAUUAACAUACAUAGAUCUAUAAAAAGUAUAUAAAUAUAUACAACUUUUUAAGCAUAUUCCAUUUGACAGUUUUACAGGCUUUCAUAAGCUGGUGGUUUUGUGUAGCAGUAGCAUUUCCCAUAGUCUCCUCUGCGUGACUGUUGGGAGUGUUGGACCUUGGUUAACAAGGCUUGGUACAGGUGCCAUUCUGCCUGUGGCUUUCCUUGAAACACGUACAGCUUGUUUGGAUGGUUAUUUUACAGGGUUGAAAGGUAUGGCCAUUGCACAGUUAUGGGCGUAGCGCUAGCGUUGUUCUGGCGGCACUGUCUGAAAGGCUAGGCUUGCAACAUACAGCACUCUCCCUUUUAUGCAUUUAUACAUAAGAUUCAAAUCAGAUUUGUAAGAGUUUAAUAUAAAGUUUUUUUGUUUGUUUUUUGUGGUAAACUUAAACAGUUUUUUAGAGUAGAUAAUCGUCGUUCUUGUCGUUAAUAUUGAUAUCGAUCAGUUGUCUGCAAAUCGGUUGCGUAACUAAUUGAACCAGGAGUCAGUGGUUGUAAACUGAGAAUCUGUUUUUUUUUGUGUGUGUGUUUUUUUUUUUUUGAAUACAGCUUAAUUUCUUGUAGCGCUGUGGAAAUGAGGACCUAAAUGCUUUGGUUUGUCCUCGUACAAGUUAGAAUUUAUCAAAGUUUGAGUUUUAGCUUAUUUCUAUACCAAGUUAAAUGCGCAUCGGCUGGCAGCAAAAGUAAAAGUGACAAAUCAGAAUUUUUGGGUGGGAAUACUAGCAAUGUUUUUACACUUAAAAGUGUUUAUUACUUCUGCGUGUAUAUGAACUUGAAUCUUUAAUAUAAAUCUGAAUUAUCUUUUUUUCUCUUAACAUAUACAAAAUAGGACAACAUACAUUUAAGACACAAGCAUAAGCACUGCCUUUGGACUGAACAGCACCUUGCUAAGCAUGGUCAGAUGAUACUAGGUCUCGCUCCAAGAUGGUGUGGUUCGAAGGGUCUCCAGCAUGCACGCCUCGUCAGGGGGACCGCUCUGCAAAAACCAUUUUGUAUUAAACCAUCCGUUAAGCAGCAGGUUUGCUAUGAAUGAGUUUGAGCACCAGCCUGUCGGUGGCGUGGACGCUGGGCCAAUGAAAGAAAUGGGCAAGGGCAUCACAUGCAAUAAGCUGACUUUUAGCAUUGGAUGUGUCGAAUGCUGAAUAGGUUACUUUGAUAUCAUGGCUUCCAGAUAAUACAGCGUUUGACUGUAGUAUGUGUCCUUUUUAGGCAAUUCACUAAAUUGUUACAUGGCAUUAAUUCCAUGAUAUCAUUGCAAAGCAAUAUAACCCGAAAUUUAGAACAAUUUUAAAGCUGUAAUAUUUUUGUCAGUGUGGCUGUUGGUUGGAUUCCUAUUGCCGUUUGUGUUUAUGUAAUUAUUUUGCUUGUAUCAAUCAGUGGGAAUGUGCAUAUGGUGGACUAGCUCUUUAGACUCUGUGGACAAUUUCAAAUUUAGACUGCUCGCCUGCAUGCUAGAGUAUUGCUCUAAUCUCUUAUAAAAUAUUUAUUAUGACACAGAGAACUUUUUUUGUUUUCUAUUCGUACUUCAGUACAGUGAGACUGUUUUGAGUAGCGAUGUUGUCCAGUCUCUUUUACAAGAUUUUAAAAUUCCUCCACAAAUGUCAGUAACUCAUUGAGGGCCAGAUGUGGGUGUCGAAGGGAUGAGGGGCACCGGUCUUUAGGAGCUCCACCCCAAACGAGGUACUUUCUUCAAUCACAGGGCUGCUAAGACUGUCCUCCUCACCCCUUCCUUUCUUCACCCUCUGUCAUGUUCCCUCUCUGCUCUCGGGCUCUCAAUUGCUGUGGUGCCGCCCUGGUGGCACCUCCACACGUGCACUUCCUCUGCAUGUGGUGGGCCCUGAGGGUUCACUGCACAAGGAUUACCUCUUUAACUUUUUUUUUUUUUUUUUUUUUUUUUAAACCCAUUCUCUCUACCCCAAUUAAAAGAGAGCAUGAGUUGUUGUUGUUGUUUUUUAUUCCUAUUUGAUAAAUAUGGCUUUGUUAUUUGAAAAAUGUGUAUUGUCAUUUCAUUUUUUGUUUCUCUUACUGGUGUGUAGCUUUUUUUUUUUUGUGCUGUUCUAUUCUCGUGUUCUGAGCUGUGUGAUUUGUCCAAUAGCAAUAGUGGGCACUCUCUCUUUGACCUGCUGGGGAAUUGCUCAGGACUCCUGUAGCCUCUCCUAUUUGAGUGUCCCGUCAGUUGCUUUAUUGCUUAGUGACAUUUAAAAAAAAAUUUAAAUCUCCCCUUUUUUUAGCCUGCAGGGAAUAUUUGUGUUAUUGUGCAAAGUAAUAAAUUGGUAUUUUAUGCCCAUAACACACA
This is a messenger RNA of Myxocyprinus asiaticus (Chinese sucker), 6130 nucleotides long. RefSeq names its product protein argonaute-4-like. The record is from RefSeq and is a predicted model, not a curated record. Lineage: Eukaryota; Metazoa; Chordata; Actinopteri; Cypriniformes; Catostomidae. The transcript has 18 exons. Bases 413 to 3064 code for a protein of 883 amino acids. Gene Ontology annotation, molecular function: protein binding; RNA binding.